Durotheca rogersii is the source of this 3096-nucleotide messenger RNA. RefSeq lists its product as uncharacterized. The record is from RefSeq and is a predicted model, not a curated record. Lineage: Eukaryota; Fungi; Ascomycota; Sordariomycetes; Xylariales; Xylariaceae. Bases 287 to 2509 code for a protein of 740 amino acids. The transcript has a single exon.
AUCGAACACCACACACACACAACACACACCACCGCCAAACGUGUCUACCUACCUCCUACACAUACCCGACCUUCCUGGCUCCCCCGAUCCCGCCAGCCUACGAUAUCUUCCUCCGGCCUGGCUCGUCCUCUUACCCGCCCAAUCAUCUCUCCCUCCCAACAACCCCUCCGACCGUCUUCUCCCCGAAGCUGCUGUUCAUGCAAACUUGCCCGCCUCCCUUCGCCAGCGUGGCGCCUCGAUUGUCUAUGCCGCUUUCGCGAUCGAAUUGCCGCCCUCCCAUCUAACAAUGGAUCGCCCUCGACGAGCCUUACGAAGCAACCCGUCUCGGGUCGCCAAGUUGAAGAGACCGGUCAGAGAGACGCGGUCUACCGCCGCCUACUUUACUUCUCUGUCGUCGUCACCGGACGAUGAAUUUGACGAUGGCGAUGACUCCGACACUCCUAGUCCUCGCGCACGUAAUUCGUUACCGCCCCAGAAGCGCAAGGCCCGCAAUAACUGCCAUCUUUCGACGCCAAAGAAACGGGCCACCCGCCGGACUCGUAGUGCCGUCUCAAAAACAUCUCCCAAGAACGUCAUGCCCAGCACACCAAACUCAGCCGAGCCCGCUCCUGCAACCUCGCGUGCGCGCUUGGUCUAUCCUCCUUGGCAGACACUGCCGUACCACGUCCUCCAGAAUAUUUUUGACUCCGCUGCCGCCGCAAUCCGCGAUCCAUCGUCGCGGCGCGAAGACAUAGCGCAGGCGGUCGGAACAUUGAUGUCCGCAAGUCGAACAUGCCGGGCUUUCGCCGAACCCGCAUUGGCAGGCCUAUACAAAUGCCCCCCUUUCGACCGACAGUGGUGCUACACCAAAGCUCCCCAAACUUGCCUCGGCCAAUUCCUCGAGACCUUGGCCUUGCCCUCGGCUACGACCGCGAUCAAUUACCACCCGAAGGUUAAGAUCUUGCGAUUGGAAGUAGCCUCGACUUUGGCCAGAAAGUACAACGGAAGCUACAUGAAUCUCCAGCCUCUAAUACGGAGUCUUCCAAAUCUCUGCCAGCUGGAGUUGUAUCAUGAACUGGACGAACCACCCUAUCGACGGCUCGAUGAGCGUAUUCGAUUCGUACCCGCAGUGAACGAGCUAAUGGAAACAUUGAUGCUGUCACGUACGGCGGGUGACGGGGUGGGGGAUGAGAUGGCAGCCAUGCCUACAAAUUUGAGCACUUGGCGUUGGAAUUCUCGUCUCACUCCCGACUCCCUAUCUUUAGACAAGCUCCAUACGGCCCACCAGAACCCGAUCUUCGCCGGUCUCCGAAAGGUGGCCUUCGUUAAUUAUCAGCUUGCAUCUUGGGGUCUACCACAGAGACAACAACUUAACGAGCAAAUACAGGAACGCAGUCAGCGGAGGAUCUCUCAACUCUCCAGCUGCAUAUCAGCCUUGCCAAACCUGAAGCACCUCGUCUUAGAGUCCUGUACCUUAGCUAAUGGCUCCUUACUAAGUCUACUCCCGACGACGCUGAGGCACCUCGAGCUCAUCAACUGUUGGGAGAUUACGGCUACGGAUUUUGGGGUAUUCCUGGCCACUCGCGGCCACUCUCUGGAAGCUCUCACCCUGAAUCACUGCCAAUCCUUGAGUCUAGGCUUUCUCCCGAUCCUAGGGUCGGCUUGUCCAAACCUCGCCCAUCUCUAUAUGGAUCUCUCCUAUUUCCGACAUCACGAGCACUAUGCCGACAACAAACCCGAAUACGAUCAACUCCUCUUGGAACACGAAGUACCGACAUGGCCGUCUUCGAUGCAGUCUAUCGAAAUCCUCCACAUGCGAAAGUGGGGCCGAAAAGCAGCGGAGAUGUUUUUUGAGAGUUUAGCAGAGAGUGCGCCGAGCCUCUGCCACCUUCGCCGGCUCGCCUUCAGGAUCGCACUGGACAUAAGCUGGCGUCAGCGCCGAGAGCUCCGAGAGUUCUGGGUUGAUAGACUGGUUCGAGUUUUUAAGAGGAGGGCAAAGCCACCGUGUGACUUUAAGACCCUCCGUCUGCCGUCCGCUAAAAUUGCCCGUGAAGCUCAGGGGACCGGUGAAGGUAAGCAGGCGCAAAAGCAUGGGGGGCCGAGAUCCACAAUAUUACCAAGGCGACGAAGCACACGCAUCUCCGAGCUGCCUCCAACGCCGACGUCCUCGGAGCGUGAAACGUCGUAUCUUACCAAGAGCGAAAUGGUAAGGAUCUCGGCUGUCAGUCGAGAGCUCAGGGGACUCAGGGGGAGCGGGAUGCUCCUCAAGGAACAUCACGGAGGUGACGAAGAGAGCGAGGAUGAGCUGACAGCCGAUCACUCUGAUCGGAGCCGACGGGAUCGGAAGAUCAAGAAAAUUUCAAAGAACCAGGCGCACGAUGACAAAUUUAUCCACGGCUUAUGCGAUGUCGUAGAUAUCCACGUCGACAACCACAGACCGACGGAGAGACAUUACGGCAUGGAGGACUUCCUCGACUCUCCCGACGAAUCGGACCCCGAGUGGGACGGCGGGGAUGCCGACAUCUUUUAACCACUGCCUAACUCUUAAAUGGCAAGAACUGCUUACACGCCACGAGUUGAACACGGGAAAUUUCGUUUCGUAAAGAUACCAGGCUGGCUUACACCAUUAGAAGGACCCGGCGCUGCAUGAUAGAAGAGGGAACAUUCUAGACUUGAGUCAUCACUGACAGGGCCUUUUUUUCAGAAAAGGGGGGGCGGAGCAGCAACGUGCGUAAUGACAACCAGGUGCGAAAUACGAUAGAGCAUCGCCCCCUUUGCAACCCAGACGCAAUGGCAUCCCGAUCUUAUAGAUAAUGCACGAUACUGAUGCCAAUACGAAACGAUAGCAUUCUUUUAUCUGCAUCCUAUCGUUAUAGAAAUAUUCGUGGGGAGGACCGAGCAUAUUUAAAUUAUAUCUUGGAGGUUGCGGUAGUUCAGUACGUUUAGUAGUUAACCUCAUGUCUGUCUAACAAGUUAGGUAUAAUGUGGCGUUGGCCAAUAUGCGCCUGUAAUAAUAUUGUCUGCGAAUAGGACACAAAAUAUACGAUGGCUACUAAUAAGUCUUUGAAGCUGGGGGGUUGGGAAUACGGAACUAGCAGCCUUAUAUGCCGAGACAGC